Nothobranchius furzeri (turquoise killifish) is the source of this 2206-nucleotide messenger RNA. It is a transcript of the gene sbk3, whose product is annotated as SH3 domain binding kinase family, member 3. Gene Ontology annotation, biological process: peptidyl-serine phosphorylation; peptidyl-threonine phosphorylation. Gene Ontology annotation, molecular function: protein serine/threonine kinase activity; ATP binding. The record is from RefSeq and is a predicted model, not a curated record. NCBI's taxonomy places the organism in Eukaryota, Metazoa, Chordata, Actinopteri, Cyprinodontiformes, Nothobranchiidae.
GAAUGACGGCGGAGGGAGGGUGUUGGCACCAGAGUGGGAAAAGAGCGAGCUCAAGUGUGUCUCCUGGGGAGAGGAACACAGCCUAUAUCUGAGUUUCCAGUAAACAUUGAGCGUCUUUAAAGCUGCUGGACAAGAACCACAGAGCAGAAGCUUGAAGUUCAACUCUCGGUGUCAGCAGCAGCCAAAUUUCGGAGGUUCUGAUUAGAUGAUGAAAAGAAUCAAUGCAGACUGAACAAAGAUCAUCCAACUGAAUCAAAAAUGACAGCUGCAGCAGGCCAGGAACUUGACGAGCUAUGCUUCCUGUCAGCGCAGUCCUUGCCCAGUCUGAAGGUAUCCAAACACUUCCAGGUGCUAAAGCUUCUGGGACAGGGAUCCUACGGAAAAGUCAUGCUGGCUGUGCACAGGAAAAGAGGAACUCCCAUGGCUCUGAAGUUCUUCCCACGACAGACCACGUCCCUCACGUCGUUCCUGCGCGAAUACAAUCUCUCACUCUCCUACUGCACCCAUCCUUCUCUGACACGGGCUCUCGGCAUCUUCUUCUCCACGCCGUCCUACUACGUUUUUGCCCAGCAGGCGUGUCUCUACGGCGAUCUCUACAGCGUCAUCGUGUCAGAGGUUGGGGUGGAUGAAGACUGCGUCCAAAGGGUGAUGUCCCAGCUGAGUGGUGCCGUCACACACCUCCACUCUCUGGGCUUCGUCCACCGUGACAUCAAACCCGAGAACAUCUUCCUGUGCGACAGCGCCUGCCGCUGGGUGAAACUGGGUGACUUCGGCCUGGCUCGGGCUGUUGGCACCACGGUUAGAGCUGUGUGGUACGAGUCGCCUUUCUGCACCCCGGAGGUGGAAGCUGUUAAACAGGCUGAGAAGGAGAUGGCGUGGAGGUUUAAUGAGGGGAUUGAGGAGGAGGUGGAGGACAUCUGGGUGACGGUUCAGACCUGCAUUGACAGCUGGGCUCUCGGUGUGCUGGUCUACUGCCUGCUGACCGGCUGCUUCCCCUGGGGGGAGAGCACUCACGAUAAUCCUGACUACUGUAAAUACAAGAAGUGGUUUGACAUCGAGGCUGAAAAGGACAAAGCAAGAGGUGUGAGGUGGAGGGAUGAGGAGGACAUUGAUCAUUACUCCAUCAUGGAGCAGAACCAAAAGGAAAACCCUCCUCCAUCACAGUUCGAGGGCCUCAGCCCACUGGUGAUGACUCUCUUAAAGGAGCUGCUCCAUCCUGAGCCGCAACUCAGAGGAAGUCCUGAGGAGAUCCUGAGCUACCUGGGAGGGCCGUGGCUCAUGAAGACGGCAAAGGAGGAGUGGAGGAGAGCAGAGGAGGCAGAGAAGGAGGCUAAGAAAAUCAGAGAAACGGGAGGAGUAGAAAAAGAGCUGCUCAGGGAGGGAAGAGGAGAGCGAUGAAGUUCAGUCUCGUACAGUUUUGUUCAUACAAGGUGCUGCUUUUUCACAUUUGUAAAUAUCUCAGAUCAGUAUGUUAAUACUUUUAUACUUUGUGUGUAUGUGUGUGUGUGUGUGUGUGUGUGUGUGUGUGCGCGCGCGCAUUUUGCUGGUGCACACAAUGUGACGCACCCUCAAACUUGGUUUUAGAGGUAUGGUGUGCAUUAGCAUUUGUAAGAAAACACUACGAACAUUUCCUUCAAGGUUUUCAAAUUUCAGUGAGUAGUUACAGUAAUAUGAUGACUAUUCAGUUACAGUUCCUUUAGUUACAACAACUUUUCAGUCAGUUUCAAACUAACUAAUUUGCAAAAAGUGUUUUUUUUUCAGUGACAACAUGAAAAUAUGAGUCUAAACUUCUCUUUACAGCUUCACUUAUUAUUGCUUAGGCUCUGCCCUCAGCAGGAGGCCCACAGGGGGCCAAGCUUUCUGUCGGGGCCACCCUUGGGCCCCUCCUAGAACCGCCCCUGACUGUGAACAAAUGGCCUUCUGCUGCUUUUGCUUCAGAAUUUUCUGUUUAAACUUGUUGCACAGUGGUUGUUUAAUACUUUAUUCUUAUAAGUUUCUAACAAAAACACAAUCUAGGUGCAUAUUUUUAUUUUCUUAACUUAGUUCAUUACAAAUAAAGUCUGAAAUUAUUUUUGGGCUUAUUUUGACGUUUCUAUUUUCACUCUGAGCUCACGUGUGUUUAAUGAAUGUGAACUCAAAACCUGGAUUUUUUCAUUUCUGUACGUUUCUACACACAUCUCAAUAAAAUGAAAUAUUUCAAAAAGGG